AUGAAACUCUUUAUAUGCGUAUUGGCCCUCGCGGCAACAGCAAUGUCGGACUCGAACCUAGAUAUUUUAAAAGCUGGCAGUGACCAGUUUACAGCAAAAAUGUUCCAAGAAGUCGUCAAGGCAAAACCAAAUGAAAAUAUUGUAAUAUCAGCGUUUUCCCUGCUAUCGCCCUUAGCACAGCUGGGUUUGGCUUCAGAAGGAGAAUCUCAUGAUGAGGUCCUCAGAGCCAUUGGCUUGCCAAAUGACAAUGUGACAAAAGAAGUAUUCACAGAGGUGAACAGACAACUGCGAUCAGUUAAGGGUAUCGAGUUAAAUCUAGCAAGCAGAGUAUACGUACGACAGGGAGAAGAGCUGAACCCUCAGUUCGCAGCUGUCUCCAGAGAUGUUUUCAACUCCGACGCCAAGAACAUUGACUUUUCAAAGAACGUAGAAGCGGCAAAGGAAAUCAACACUUGGGUUGAAGAUCAGACAAACCACCGUAUCAAGGACUUGGUAGCAGCAGACUCACUGGACGCACUUACUGCCGCCGUCCUUGUAAACGCAAUGUACUUCAAGGGUAAAUGGAAGGUACCAUUCAAGCCAGAACAGACAGAAGACCGUGACUUCCAUGUAAGCAAAGACAAAAUUGUCAAAAAACCAACAAUGCACGUCGUUGAUGACUUCAAAUAUGGUGAAAGCAAGGAACUUGACGCUAAGCUCUUAGAAAUGCCGUAUUCCGGAGAUGAGUCAUCGCUUCUCAUCGUACUGCCAAAUGAAAUCGAUGGUAUCAACAACCUACUCAAGAAGCUGGAGAACCCAGAACUGUUGUCAAAAGCCAUGGAGAACAUGUACACAAAUGAAGUGAUUGUUGAUGUUCCCAAAUUCAAAAUUGAAACCACUACUGACUUAGCUGAUAUUCUUUACAAAAUGAACAUUAAAAAGUUGUUCACCCGUGGUGAAGCUAGAUUAAACUAUUUGAUCAAGGAUGCAAAAGACUUGUAUGUAAGUAAUGCUCUUCAGAAAGCAUUCAUUGAAAUGAAUGAGGAGGGCGCUGAGGCCGCCGUGGCUAACGAUUUUAGCCUUGACGUAAGGGCCGCAUUUAGAUCUACCUAUGACUUUCGGGCAGACCAUCCGUUUGUUUUUGCGAUACUGUGUAACAGUAAAGAAUUAUACAGAAACCUAAAUACAUUCACUGGAGUAUUAGUGAGAUAA
Spodoptera littoralis (African cotton leafworm) is the source of this 1191-nucleotide messenger RNA. NCBI's taxonomy places the organism in Eukaryota, Metazoa, Arthropoda, Insecta, Lepidoptera, Noctuidae. The record is from the annotation of a GenBank genome assembly.